Postia placenta MAD-698-R-SB12 is the source of this 1491-nucleotide messenger RNA. RefSeq lists its product as hypothetical. Gene Ontology annotation, molecular function: oxidoreductase activity. The transcript has 6 exons. The record is from RefSeq and is a predicted model, not a curated record. NCBI's taxonomy places the organism in Eukaryota, Fungi, Basidiomycota, Agaricomycetes, Polyporales, Adustoporiaceae. Bases 1 to 1491 code for a protein of 496 amino acids.
AUGGCUGCGUCAAACCUGCCACACACGAUCCGCCAGGGUAUCCUAAAUCUCCCCGGAAGUACCUCCGAGUCGAAGGCUAUUGUGGAGCGACUUUUGGAGGAAGAUAGGAACACCCAUCACUGUUUCUUCGGAAAAGUAGGACUGCAUAACCACCUCAGCCACCAUUUGUUAGCCGCGUAUGAUCUAGGGGCGCCUCCGGCUUUGUUGCAAGCGAUUUAUGAUGCAGAGAAGAGUGGCCUAUCUCCGAUUCACCUAGCAGAUCGUAAACAGGGCGUAGUUAAAGAGCAACCAAUCACAUUCACCGCUCAGAGUUGGACGGAGUAUCUUGGUCAAGAGAAAUACUACGCCAACUACGUCGCUUUUUUCUCUUCGGAAAUUGCAGCUCUCGGUUCGGGCGAAGUGCUAGAGAGAUACAUCUUCUCACCAGCUGCCAACGAAAAUGGCGCCCACGUUCUGUUGAGAUUUAUAGGUGGCGCAUUGCAUCCCAUCAUCCAGACUGGUUAUGCCGUCGAAUUCGGCAGUGACGCGAUGCUAGCCCAAGCGCUCGCUCAAACCGCAGUUCACUCCCCUUUUGUCCCUGAGAUUUUUGAUCUGUCGGAAACAGCACAGUCGCCUACUGUUCUCAGCAAGGCAGUCAAUCCGGCACACCGACAACCAUCCAGGGGCGCAUCACUCCUUGCCAUCCUCCGCCAAGCAUACGACUCACCGCUUCUUGCGCCCGUCAUGCCGUACGACCCCGAUGCGCCUCUGCGCGUCCGCAUAAGUGACGCGCUCGCCGAGCCCUCACGCCCAGCCGAGCUCCGCCGCCUGGCUGCACAGUGGCAGAUCGACACCGCGCAUGGGCAGGCUGAGCUCGACGCUAAGCUCGAGGAGCUCAUCUGGGCCGCGACGCUGCUUCUCGCAGGCACUGGGCGGCACGGGCGGGCUCCGCGCCUCGACUUCUUCCUCAUGCACUUCCUCAACGCGUCGCUCUUCGUGCCAUCGCUGCUCGCAGCCAUCCCGAGCAUGGCAUCGCGCGCAAAGCUGCUGCGCGCGCUCGUACCCGUCAUGCUCAUGUACCUUGAGAUCCGCGGGCGCCCGCGUAUCGAUCCUGCGCUGCUUAUGUCCUAUACGGCGGUGCCCACACCUCCGGGGGAACGUCCAAGCCCGGACGAGAGCGCGAUUGGCGACCCGCGCGACCCGAGGUAUGUUGAUCCUUGGCCGGCGAUGGUUGCGUCAGUACUGCAUGCGCCGGACCCGCACACGCUGAAGGCCAUUCGCGCGCUGCAUUUUGCGGCACAGCGAUAUGGGCGAACACCACCGGGCGGCGCCAUUGGCGCAUUCGACGCACGGGGAAUGGAGACCCACGAGGGCAUGGCGCGGGCGGAUGGGACGAUAUUCGUGAGGGCCGCAGGCGUUGUCAUGGACACUCUUGGAUGGGUCACGCACGGCCAGAAGGCUGGUGGGUGGGACUUCAGUGCGCUGGGAUGGGAUGAUGCUUGGAAAGAUUGA